AUGCCCCAAACGUCGUGUGCCCGAAAGCACUUGCGCCCAAAUGUCGAUAAAUACAUUGGUCACCCGGAAGAAAGUGUCAAGUUGAAAGAAAAAUUUCGACGAUUCAUUCAACCGUUAUACACGCUGAGUCCAGAAGAACAAGAAAUUGACGAACCUCAUCCUCAACUAGAAGAUCCUAAAAUACUGGUUAAGCUUCAAGAUACUGUUUAUUGUUUGAAACCAUUUUUUGACGUUGAUGAUUGUCUUACAUUUAUUAGUGAAAAUGCCGACAAGAAGAUAUUUUUUAUAUCUUCAGGUACAAUGGGCGAAAAGAUCGUGCCACAAAUUGCUGAAUGCUCACAAAUACAUGGCAUUUAUAUAUUUUGCGGUAACAUUUCAUACCAUGCAACAGGCUGGGCGAUGGACUACUGUGAUUAUAUAGUUUCAAUGUUGGAUCAUCAAGAUGAUUUACUCGUGCGAUUAACAAAAGAUAUCGUCGUAUAUUUGGAAGAAAAGGGCGAUGGUUAUUUAGUAAUGCAGGAAAAGCUUAAAGCGCGAAGUUGUUAUGCGUGGGCAAUUAAAUUAACAUUGCGCUCCCGACAGUUGGGCAAUAAAACUUUUAGAGAUGUGCACGAUAGGUUAAUGAAAAAGUUUGACGAUGUAGAAAAAGGUUAUGGAACGGAGAAAGAAAUGGAUUGGGCAAAUUAG
Messenger RNA from Didymodactylos carnosus, 687 nucleotides. Lineage: Eukaryota; Metazoa; Rotifera; Eurotatoria; Philodinida; Philodinidae. The record is from the annotation of a GenBank genome assembly.